GAUCAAUCUAGUCUCCUAUACGACUCCGUAGAACUCAUCUUACACGAGAAGUGCUAGAGUUUACCAGAUUUAGAUUUUUAAAAAUCCAAACAUGUCGAAAAACGUUUGCCUAAUCCUUGUGGUAGUACUGAUGUCACAAGCCAGCCGAGCUUGUGACGAUAAUAUAGAAGAGGAGGAAUUGGCAAGACAGCAAUCAGACGAAUACUUUGCAAGAGCCUACGGAUUCACACCUGAAACUUGGAACGCUCUUUACCACAAGCCCAGCUUAGGUCUUCAAGACGCAGUUGAUGCGAGUCCUUACGAAGGACGGACGUUAUUCAAAAGGCUGCAAUCCAGCAAUAACCCAUUCAAGAAAUACUUCAAUCGAGACCAGGAGGAUAACGAAAACAAUGGUCGAUUUAUCUUCGCUGGUUUGGGUUCCAACCUAGUCAACACCGGCCUGUUCAACAACAGGUACACACCGGCCAAUACGUGGAGGCCGUUGGUCACCCUAGCCAAGAGGAUACCGAUUUCUGUGAAUCCCAAUUUCAACAGCCCACUAGGCAGCUUUGACACCUGCACUUCGAACGCUGGUGAGGCUGGAAUCUGCACUUCGGGAUCAGUCUGUUCCUUGUUCGGUGGACGUCCUAGCGGCCCUUGUGACCAAGGACAAGUCUGUUGCAUCAAUGUGAUUAAUUCUUGCGGGAGCAUAGUCACGCUCAACAAUACCUACUGGCAAACGCCACCUACCGCCCUUCGUAGCCCUUGUACGCUAACCGUCAGGAUGGACCCCAAGUUUAUUGAACAAUCAUCCAAACCAAUUUGCCAAAUUCGUUUGGAUUUCGUGUCGUUCACGACAUCCCAGCCGACCGCCGGAACAUGUACGGACACAUUUCAAGUUGGGGGAGUGUCUAACGAGGUUCCUACGAUUUGUGGCGACAACAGAGGCCAACACAUGUACCUUAACGUCCCACAGUCUGUCAACAAUCCCACUGACGUUCAGCUCAUAUUCAAUUUUGCAUCUGGUACAACCAUCAGUCGUUCGUGGAGCAUCAAAAUCGCAAUGCUGCCGUGCGGUGCCACGUACCUCGCACCUAUUGAUUGCCUCCAGUAUUUCACCUCUACAAGAGGUAGAGUCAGCUCGUUCAACUGGCAAGACGUCGCUGGGGCUCGUCAACUCAAUAAUCAAAAUUACAACAUGUGUUUCAGGACUGAACUCAUUUCCUCACAGAAAGCGACCCAGAUGUGCUUGUCGGUUUGUUCCGCAACGGAUGGAGACGCUUUCUCUAUUACGACCCCUCCCGCUGUCCUCCUCGUGGCUUCCCUCAACACCGGAUUUGCUCUAGCAAACACCGCCGACGCCGAUGAAGCCGCCAUAAAUUCGGCUGUAGGUACUACAUACACCGACCAAAGCCGUGGCAACGGGAUAACUGUUGCAACCUGCUUGUACGAUUAUCUUCUCAUACCGGGCGGACGUGACGCCAAUAACGUCGAAGCGGAUCGCUUUUGUGGAAACAAACUGAAUCCAUCGCCGGGAACUGUUAAACGGGUCCCUGCUUGCCCCAACGUUGAAUGGCAACGAGUUUUCAUCCCUGGAGCAGCAACCGAUGUGCAAGUUUGCACUGCGAUUAGACCUUUUAAAUUGACCUAUCAAACGGACGGUCAAGAAACGGCGGUGGGUGCAGCAACAAAUACCAUUCGGGCAUUGGCUGAUGUGAGCAAUACUGGAUUUUGUUUGGAGUAUCAAGAAAACUAAGACAUUCCAAACACAACCUCUUGAACGAAUAGUGGCCUAGUUGUGCUCCAGCAUUUAAGCUGAAUGGAGCUCCAUUAAUAACUUGCCUACUCGAAAAUUUAGUUAUUGUAGCUGCUUAUUAAUAGUCCGAUGGAAAAAAAACUAAUCAUGUCUCAUAAUCCAAUCCGUCACAAAGGAUAUUAAAAAAAAAAAAACGUAUUUAUUUAAUGGCGAACCAAAAUUGAAAAAACAAAACAAAAAAACACAGCAUUUCUUACUUGGCACAGGUGUGAAUUGCUCCUGCCAUGUAACAAACGUAGUGAUAAAAAAUAAACGAACAUUUGAAUGCAAAGUUGCUCUUGUAGCAAUGUUUCGCUACUUAAAAACAUUGUAAUCUCACUGUUAUACAAGAAAUAUUUAAUAUUGACCAGAAAUGUCCAUCAGCUACGUCAUCUGAGCUCGUCAACCUAGUUGACGGUUAAAAAUUCGUGAUGUCAGAAUGGUUGACAUUAAGACAAACAAUGAGAUCAAGUUUUCUUUUGUAAGCAAGCAAAAUGCAGGGGAAAUUACAUUUUUUGAAGUUGAAGAAGCAACACGGUAAAAAACCUAGCUUGCUGGAAGACAAACAUGCCUUCUCUCCUACAAAAACAUCAUGCCCCCCCCCCUCAAUUCAUAACUAAUUUUCUAAUAUGAAAAUGGCUAUUGAACAUCUUCCAUGUCUAUUGGUAAAUGAAUCAUAAUCAAUUCAAUGUGUUUUGAUUAGGAAACUUCAAGUGAAAUCGCAUUAUCAAAGAAUCCCUGAGGCGGAAAAACAUUUCUAUGAGCAGUACAUUGAGUAGCUAUAUUGAAUGGUAAGCUUACCUUAGCACUGUGCUCACUGGAACUAUGCUUACACACAUUUCUCAUUCAAAGCCUCGUUAAAGUCCUAA
Messenger RNA from Daphnia magna, 2643 nucleotides. RefSeq lists its product as uncharacterized. The record is from RefSeq and is a predicted model, not a curated record. NCBI's taxonomy places the organism in Eukaryota, Metazoa, Arthropoda, Branchiopoda, Diplostraca, Daphniidae.